Molecule: messenger RNA, 2480 nt
Organism: Vollenhovia emeryi
Lineage: Eukaryota; Metazoa; Arthropoda; Insecta; Hymenoptera; Formicidae
Gene: C1q-VP
Exons: 3
Coding region: 157-645 (162 amino acids)
Molecular function (GO): protein binding
Source: RefSeq, a predicted model, not a curated record
AAAAGGCUGGUACUGACGCGCGAUUCAUUAGUUCGGGCUAGGAGGUGAUAUAAAGGCGCACAGGGGCCUGAGUCGAUCUGAUUUUGCCCGUAACACCAACUGAGGGACCAGCCCGAUAGCGGGAAAUCCGUCGCUGCCACACCACAUUUUACCAUCAUGGUGGUGUGGGCGGUGCUGAUAUUGGCAGCGGUCGUGUUGACCGAUGCAGCGAUACCAGAUCCACCGGAAACUACUGGCAUCACCACGAUCGGAUCCAAAAAAUUGGCAACUGCCGCCGAUUGCGCCGGACUUGUCGCUUUCUCUGCCAUCCAAGGAUCGGUGAAUGAAGCUAAGCUCGUCCUUGCUGAAACGCUAGUGGACAAAGGAGUCGGUUACGCGGCACAGACCGGGAUCUUCACUACGCAUUGUCCAGGCCUCUACCAAUUCAGCUUCGCCGGAUACGGUAGCACAGACCUGCGACUAACAUUGAAACGCAAACUGAACAAGUCCGACAGUUGGAGGCCGAUUGUCAGCGCUGGUCCAGGCGGAGGAAGCAAUCUCGUCCUGUUGGACGUCGAAGCCGGCGACCAACUUGCCGUCUUCGUUGACUCCGGGAAGAUUACUGACGGAGCCAGCUUCACCGGUCACCGCGUUUACAAAAGAUAAGCUGGACCAUUAAGCAACACUCUUUGGCGAAUUCAGGAUCACCAUUAGGAACGCAAUAUUGUGAUAUGUUACAAACUGAAACCGAGUCUAAAAUGAUUCUUGAUAUAUCAGGGUUGAAAUAUCUAACCGAAAAUUCCGGAAUAUCCUUUUCAGUUUUAAAAAAAUGUUUAACAGGAAAAAUUAUAAAAAUCGUUAUAUAGUUUUACAUUUUAUGACUCAUCUUUUAUCUUCUGACUAGUAACAUUUUAAUCGCAUCUUUUAAAAUUAUCAAAUCCAAUUGAAGUUACAGGAGUUAUAAGAGAGCAUAAUGUCACGCUCACUUAGACCGAGAAAUCGCCAGAUUGUCAUUAAAUGCAUUUAAAAGCAGCUAUAAAAAAGAGGGAUUAAGACGCUUUUGCAAUCCAAGAUUUUUUUCUACAAACAAAUCUCAAGAGCCUUCUUGUGUGCUGAGAUAGAGUUCCUAAUUCGUAAUUCUGAAACUUCUCGAUGAUCUUAACAUUCUGUGAUAGCUAUUUUCUUCACGCGUCGAAAAUGUCACUGAUUUCUAUAAGUAAAAUAAUAAAAUAUCCAAUUUUAUAAAUUAAUACGAACUUCUCCGGUUUCCAGCUUUCGCUUUACAUUUCUUCCGGUUCGCUUUCUAGCAUUUUUUUGUUCAUAUUAACUUUCCCCUCGUCUCUUAAUUCAUUUUCCUUGAUAUUUUAUUGCUUCCUUAUUUUCUUCGCUACAAUAACGCCAUUCGGAGGCAACUUUCUCCGUUAAAAAUGUAUACGUUCCUCUUUCUCUCUAUUUCUUCGAUUACAUUUACAUUUCUAGUACUUUCUAAUCUUCAUCAUUUCUUUUUUCACUGUCUGUUUUUCUUUUUCUUCGUUACUUCCAGUUUACCCCUACUCUUUGCUUUCUUUUUAUCAUUUCUUUAUCUCUAUUAAAAUUUCUGUAUUUCUAUUUCAUACAUUACUUCUUUAUCUAGCUCUUUUGCGCUCUCUUCUUUUAUUUUCUUAUAGAUAUACUUCUAUCAAUAUUAAGUUUGUAGUCCGUCAUAAGCUUCAACUCUUUUAUCUCGGUAUAUUACGUCUUUAUUAUCUUUAAAAACAUUCAGACUAUCUUUCUUUUUACUGCCUUCCCGCGGUGUACUAUUCUUUUUCUUUCAUUUCUUCACUGAAACUUUCUUUAAGCUUUAUCGAAUUUACACAAUUUCUACUUCCAUUUCCUUUAACUUUAUUACUUCUGUUACUUGUAUUAUCCUUCAUAUCAUUAUAUUUCUAUCAAAGUUUUCUCUUUUAAACUUAUUUUCUCUGUUUUUAUUAUUUUCUAGUUCAUUUUUACUUCAUCUUUUUCUAGUCUUCUUCUUAAGAAGCAGUAGAUACUUUAUAUCUUUCUCUCUGAACUUUCUUCACCUGUGUUCUUCUGUCUUCAUCUUUCUCUUUAUAAUUUUAAUAUCUUGUAUUCUUUUACUCUCAGUUCUGUUUCCAAUCUAGUCCAUGUACAUUGGUUGCUCUAUCUCUCUUUUUGUCUUUAUCUACCUGUCUAUCUAUCUAUCAAUCUAUCUAUUUAUCUGUCACUCUCAUUCUAUUUCUUCUUGUGAAUAUAAUAUAGCCUGCUAUCACAGCAGUUACAUCGGAGAGAAGACCUGUAAAAUUGGCAGAGAAUAAAAAAAAGAGAAGAGAGAGAUUGCGGCAAUGAAGUAGAAGAAAUAGUGAUUGAUUAAACGACGAGAAAGAACACACAUGCGCGCGCGCGCGCGCAUCUACGACGAACAGUGCGAAUUAUUUUUCUGUAAUUUUUAUUAAAUUUAUGAAUAUAAGAAAUGUUAACGCGAUGAAUAAAGUUGUGCACGU